GGUGGCGGUAAAGCGACCAGUCGCAACUUCUCCAGCCGCCAGGAAACACCGAAGUAGAAAAAGACUCGACAGCAUUCUCAGCUUUAGCUUACAGAGCUACUAUUCAGAUUAAAUAAUUUCUGACAGAGUUUUGCAGUUCGAUAGAAUUAAAAUAAAAGCACGUUAUUGUGUCUAUUUCUGAGGAUUUAAAACCUCGUUCUGCUUUAAAAACCUGAGAGGUGUUAUAAUGAGAUCAGCAGGAAACAGACCACGCUCCUCCAGGAAGUCUUGGGUUCCUGAUCCUGCUCCUUCACAGCUGUGUGAGGACGUGAAAACAGAGACUUCAGAUGGAGGAACAUCCGAAGUGUCAGAAGUCUGUGUGAAGAAAGAGGAGCCGCUGGAGCUGAACAUCUACAGCCAUGGAGAUGAUUUCAACACCACACCUGAAGUUAUUUCCAUUAAAGAGGAAGAUCCUGACAAUAAAGACUCCCUCUACUGUGAGGUUUGCAAAUCCUUCUUCUUCAACAAGUGUGAGGUUCACGGACCGCCCCUCUUCAUCCCUGAUACUCCUGUUCCCAUGGGAGUCCCUGACCGAGCCAGACAAACUCUUCCUCCUGGAAUAGAGAUUCGGAAGUCCGGUAUUCCUCAUGCAGGUCUGGGGGUGUUUAAUAAGGGGGAGACUGUUCCAGUAGGUGCACACUUCGGACCCUACCAGGGAGAGCUGGUAGACAGAGAGGAAGCCAUGAGCAGUGGAUAUUCCUGGGUGGUCUACAGGAGCGGGCAGCGUGAAGAAUACAUAGAUGCCAAGAGAGAGAUGCAUGCGAAUUGGAUGAGGUAUGUGAAUUGUGCUCGUAAUGAUGAAGAGCAGAAUCUUGUGGCUUUUCAGUAUCGAGGAGGGAUUCUGUACCGUUGCUGUCGACCCAUUAACCCAGGACAGGAGCUCUUGGUGUGGUAUGAAGAGGAGUAUGCUAAAGAUCUCUGCCCUGCAUUUGAUUGCCUCUGGAAUAAAAAGUGCUCUUCAGAUGAAGUAGAUAAUGCCUUGAUGCAAGUCUUCACCUGCUCCUUGUGUCCACUGUCCUAUACAUCUCAAAUUUACCUCCACAAGCACAUCUGGAGAUGCCACUAUGAAGACUAUGUGAGACUGCAGGAAUCAGGGGAGAUUAAAUAUAAGAUUCUAAUUCCCAGAAAAGGCUCCAGACGUCAGCCAACAUCAUCUGAUUCUCUCAGUUCUGACACUUCUCACAAUGAUAUACAGAAGGAAAUUCACCACUUCUCAGACUGUGGAAAGAGUUUUAGUCAUCAGGGUGCUCUCCAGGAACACCCGCACGUUAAGAUGCAAGAGAAGUCGUAUCACUGCCCACAGUGUGAGAAAUGUUUUUCUGACCAAAGUAAUAUAAGAAAACAUCAGCACAUUCACACAGGAGAGAAGCUGUAUCACUGCUCAGAGUGUGGAAAGAGGUUUACUAAGAAGGGUAGUCUUCAGAUACAUAAGCGCAUUCACACAGGAGAGAAGCCGUAUCACUGCUCCCAGUGCGGGAAGAGAUUUAAUCAACAGAGUGAUCUUCAACGACAUGAGCGCAUUCACACAGGAGAGAGAUCUUAUCAUUGCUCACAGUGUGCGAAGAGUUUUAAUCAGCAGAGUCAUCUCCAAGUCCAUGAGCGCAUUCACACUGGAGAGAAGCCGUAUAACUGCACACAUUGCGGCAGGAGUUUCAGUCAACACAGUGAUCUUCAACGACACAAGCGCAUUCACACAGGAGAGAAGCCGUAUCACUGCUCCCAGUGUGAAAAGAGUUUCACUCAACAGAGUAAUCUCCAAAAACAUCAGAGUGUUCAUGCAGUAGAGAAGCCAUAUCACUGCUCCCAGUGUGGAAAGAAUUUUACUCAACAGAAUCAACUCCAACGACACAAGCGCAUUCACACAGGAGAGAAGCCGUAUCAGUGCUCACAGUGUGGAAAGAGUUUCCCUCAACAGAAUCAACUCCAACUACACCAGCGCAUUCACACAGGAGAGAAGCCGUAUCACUGCUCACAGUGUGGAAAGAGUUUCAGUCAACUGAGUACUUUACGAAGACACCAACUCAUUCACACUGGAGAGAAGCCGUAUCACUGUUCAUGGUGCGGGAAGAGUUUUACUCAGAAGGGUAGUCUUAAGAUACACCGGCGCAUUCACACUUGAGAGAAGCCGUAUCACUGCUCCCAGUGUGGGAAGAGUUUUAAUUAUUUUAUUUUGUUUAAGACCCAUAAGUGCACUAACACAGUGCCAUAACAUGAUUUGAAUUUCUCAAAUUAAAUAUGAUUUUAUCAUUAUGGUUUGGGCUUAAAUUAUAUGUUUAAGCAGUAUUAAUGUAUUUGAUUUAUCCUGACUUUCUGUGUAAGGCAAAUCACUUAAUGUUAAUGUAAUAAUUAAUAUGAUUAGUCUAAUGUUUCUUUCUGAUUUUAAAUGUUUAUAGCAAAAAAUUCAUAAUGUCUGUGUAGAUGACAAGUGCAAGACUAUUGUUAGUACAGUAUCUACUGUAGCAUAAGACUAAAGCAGGGCUGGUGGGAAGCACAUCCUGAGAGUAAGAGUAGAAACCGUACAUCUCACCAUCUUCAGUAAAACUCUUUAUGCCAAUGAUCCCAUUCUUCUACCCAUUUGCGUUAGAGGAAAUCACGCUGCUGCCUGGUAAAGAAUUGUUUACACACCUGCAUUAUCGUGUAUUUACAUCACAAGUGCAGCGAAGGGGGUUUAUAGAGUGAGUGUAUAUAGAGCUAUAGUAGAAGUAUUAGUUAAGUGGCAGAGUCUGGACUUGUACCAGAUGUGUUAGGUUGGAUGCAGGAUGGUGGGUGUGGGUCUCUUAACAUUCAGGGAAAUUGCAGUCAGAGAGAGAAACACCAGGCGAGCCAUUCUCUUGAGACCCUUACAUACAGUAUCUGGUGGUGUGGUAGGCUUCUGGCAGAUGUCAACAUUCACACAUGCCAUGGUCCAGACUGAGGUGGGCAUUUUACCUUGGUGACAGCAGUGCCUGAAUCCACCAGUGAAAGUAACAGAAAUGCCCCGAUUUCUGCCACCUCCAUCUUAAUGUUGCGUACAUUGCUUGUAGCCUGAGUGAACUCUCCUGCAUCAAAGUAUGCAUGUAGGAGAUUAACUGGGUUACCAUAGUCUGUACUCGAGGUGUCCUCUUGGUGACAUUGUUCCCAGCCUGGCAUUCCCUCUGGUGUAAGGGAGCUAGCAUCUGACUAUGGCUAGUCUUGGAAUUAGUGGGCCAGUAUGGUAGUGGUUUGCUUUUUACCUGGAGAGACACUCAUAUCAGGUGUGACAUGGGGGGAAUCCACAUCUUCUCCAUGCAGACCUUCCACUGGUGUCGCACAAGACUCAGUACUGGGUCCUACUCUGUAUUCACUCUAUAACUACUGUGACUUAAAUUUUUUUAUUAUUAUUCAUAUAAUGAGUCUUUAUUGGUCACAUAUACAUAUGCACAGUGAAAUUAUUUUUCUUCGCAUAUCCCAGCAUGUCAGGAAGCUGGGGUCAGCCAUGAUGCAGCGCCCCUGGAGCAGAAAGUGCUGGGCUUGAACCCCAGACCUUCCGGUCAGUAGCCCAGGGCCUUAACCACUAAGUCACCACUGCCCAUAUUAUAUAUAUAUAUAUAAACUUCUUUGCCGUUGAUGUUUGAGUAGUUCUGGACAGUCAACUCCUGCUAGGUCUGUCUCCUUGUACAGUCUUACCCUUAAAACUGAUCCAGAAUGCAGCUGCAAGGCUUGUUUUCAAUCUCCCCAAGUCUUUCCAUGUCACCAGAUUGUUGUGUUCCCUCUUCUUGCUUCCUGUUGUUGCCCGUAUCACAUUAAUAUAUUGAUAUUUGCAUAUGAAGUAAAAAAAAAAUGUUUAAAAAUUGAUCUUUGUCCUGGCACCCAAGUGGUGGAUUAAACUUCCCCUGGGUGUCUGAAGCUUACUUGACUGCGCUGCUCAGCCUGAUGGUAAAUUUGUUCUCAAAGUGACGGCUUCCAUCAGAGUAGUUUCUUCAGUAGUUCUGUUCACCAGCACAGACAGUCUCCACUGCUGCAGUUUUCCUCAUCAAAUCAAUGAUCUGUGCGCAAAAGCAGAUAGAGUACGAUUCAUGCCACUCUUUUUUUUAUUUCACAUCAUCUACGAAAUGCUGCACAACAUUCAUAACUGUUCCAGAGUCUCCUUUUUUGGUGCCUCUCCAGAGGCGGUCAUUACCAUACCUGAUGUCUCUUCUGAGGGACUUGUUGUGACAGAUCCCACUCAGCAAGGACACACUGUCUCUAGUUAAGUGUGUUGCCCACAUCUAGUUAAGCUAGAAGCUUAAUGACACUGUCUGCACUGAAAAAGCUCCUGCCUGCCAAUGUGUCUUCAGUGUGUCAAUGCUUUGCUGGAACUAGAUUCUAGGCAACUGACCAUGUGUCAGAGUCUUGUUACUUUUAUUAUAGAAUAUGAAGAAUGCUUACUAGUGUUUCUUACGAACCUGCACAUUAUCACAAGUAAACAUGGCCUCACAGUUAGUUUGGUGCGAAUGAAUGAACAAGAUAAAUUGCUGAUUACAGCCUUCAGUCAGAUGAUUUCUAUACAGUGUCUUCCAUGUGAGAAGAGUAUUACUGACUAUGCUGUACUACAUGACUAUGUUGGUGUGUGGACUUGAUCUGAGCACUGGUUACUUUAGAGUAUGCAUUAUGCUCAACACCGCCUCUAGACAUCAAGAAUUUACAGCUAUAUUCAAUAAUUGUGUGUAAUUUUGCCAGUAAUAAUAAUUGUUUUUACUUGACCUCAAAGAAAUUUAGUGUUCCUUUACCCAGGGAUAUUUGCAUACAAUAAAUAACUGCAUUUCGUAUCCAG
This is a messenger RNA of Ictalurus punctatus (channel catfish), 4810 nucleotides long. RefSeq names its product histone-lysine N-methyltransferase PRDM9. The transcript has 7 exons. Bases 227 to 2158 code for a protein of 643 amino acids. Gene Ontology annotation, cellular component: nucleus. The record is from RefSeq and is a predicted model, not a curated record. Gene Ontology annotation, molecular function: protein binding; histone methyltransferase activity. Lineage: Eukaryota; Metazoa; Chordata; Actinopteri; Siluriformes; Ictaluridae.